Molecule: messenger RNA, 1118 nt
Organism: Ceratosolen solmsi marchali
Lineage: Eukaryota; Metazoa; Arthropoda; Insecta; Hymenoptera; Agaonidae
Product: ras-related protein Rap-2a
Exons: 5
Coding region: 1-942 (313 amino acids)
Cellular component (GO): plasma membrane
Molecular function (GO): GTPase activity; GTP binding; calcium channel regulator activity
Source: RefSeq, a predicted model, not a curated record
AUGUUGGCUGAAACACGUCGUUGCGGAGGUGGCAAUGGUGGAGGUAACUGCGGUAACGGCGGAGACGAUGAGACCGAGGAUGGCGUCGAAUAUUACAGGCUACGCUCUUUCUCUAUAACUGCCAACGGGGUCUUUAACCUCGGUGAUUCUCUCAAGAGCCGCCGCAGCCGCAGCAUCAAUAGUGUUACAUCCUCGGGUACGAGUUGCAGCAGCACCAGGGAUGCUAGGCUACUUAGCUCAGCAUCGCAGCUUUCCGGCAUUGAAUCGGGGGUCGAAAACGAUCAGGGCGAAAGCACAGACGAUGGGACGCGAGUGGCUACUUACAAGGUCGGCAUGCUUGGCGCCUCGGGAGUUGGCAAAACUGCUCUCACUGCCCAAUUCACCACCAGCGAGUACAUUUGUGCUUAUGACGCCUCUCUUGAUGAUGAAUAUGGGCAAAAAAGCGUAUCAGUAAUGAUUGAUGGACAGGAAACAGAAUUAGAGAUCAUCGAUCAUCCGGCGACGGAAAUGUCAGUUGAAACAUUUUGUUCGUCGUACAAUCCAGAUGUAUAUGUGGUUGUAUAUUCUGUAGUCGAUAGACGAUCUCUUAAGUUCGCUGAAGAGACGUUAGUACAUUUAUGGAAAAGCGACUAUAUGGCGACCCACGGGGUCAUACUUGUUGGUAACAAGGUUGACCUUCAACGUAAGCGCGAAGUCGCAGCAAUGAUGGGGCGACGUCUGGCAAAUAGCUGCGGCUGUAAAUUCAUCGAGACAUCGUCAGGCCUUGCUCACCAUGUAGAUGAACUCCUUGUCGGAAUCCUCGCUCAAAUCAAGCUUAAUCCACAGCGUGAUAGGAACCAAGUUACACGACGUCGCCGUAGUAAACAACGACGGACAAUUCUGAAACACUUGCUUGGUUUCAAGAGAAAAACUAAGAGUUGCGAGAACCUCUUCGUUCUCUGAGAUUCCAAUCGCUUUUUAUCCUGAAACUUCAUUGUUAUUUAUAUUUUUUUUGGCUUCUAAUGUACAGCAUUAUUUGUGUGGCUUAAUUUAUACGAAAUAUAUUAUCGCUCUUGUUUCAUGGUGCUAAGUUCAAAAACAAGAAUUACAAAUGAUGAUAUUAAUAUCAUUAUUUUCGA